UGAAGGCCCCCAAAAAUGGGUGCUUUUGGUGAGCUCAUAGAUGCAAUUCUCUUCCUGUUCUUCACUGUAAUUGCAGUAGCGGCUUCAUUGAUCGGCUCGCAGACAUGUCUACCUCCAAGUCUCUUCCCCAACUUCCUGGUUGACCUGAAGAACUGGUGUGCCACAGAGUUUGGCGAUUAUCUUAUUAACCAGAAGCCUCACUUUGUUGUUGGGAUCUUUUGGCUUGAACUUGUGUUUCAAUGGCCUCUUGCGCUUCUCAAUAUAUGCGGUUUUGAUUGCCAAAUCUUGGUUCAAACCACCUGCUUAAUGUACGGCGUCUCUGUUAUAUCUACCAUGGUACCUAUGUUAUCAGAACUGGUAUGGUCAGGCAAGGCGUCGGAUAAGCUGUUAACGAUGUAUUUUCCUUUCAUGGGAUUAGGUGUUUUGGCCACACUGCGUGGGUUGCUGCUACCACACUUUGCCAAGACUAUACCAACCGAUGGCAAGAAACCUUCAUUGGCUAGAAAAAAGAGGGCUUGAUAGUUUGAUUCAAAUCCAAUUUCAUAUGUAUAUGUCUAGAAGCACUUAAUUUGUAUCAUACAGUUCCAUUAUUCUUUGUGAUUCUCAAGUUAAAAGCUUAAUUAUUAUUAUUAGUAUUAUCAUUAUCAUUA
Messenger RNA from Ziziphus jujuba (common jujube), 650 nucleotides. RefSeq lists its product as uncharacterized. Bases 16 to 519 code for a protein of 167 amino acids. Gene Ontology annotation, cellular component: endoplasmic reticulum. The transcript has 2 exons. NCBI's taxonomy places the organism in Eukaryota, Viridiplantae, Streptophyta, Magnoliopsida, Rosales, Rhamnaceae. The record is from RefSeq and is a predicted model, not a curated record.